UAAAAAUGGCAGAGGUCGCGAACCAAUACAGCAGCGAAAACUUGAAACGAAAACGCAAACACAGUCGAAACCCGCAUUCAAAGGAUUGGAAUAAAAAGAAAAAAAUUGAACCUGGAAAGGGAAACCGAGAAGUGAAAAGAACGCAGAUUAUCCAACCUCAAUUACCGAAAACCGCCACAGAAAUAUCGUCUAACUGGAAGGCUUUGCAAGCGUUACUGGAGAAAGAGAAAAACGCCAAGGAAACCACUGGAGAUAAAAAAAGAAGACAGAAGAAAACAUUAAAGAGAACUCUGAAGCCAAAUCUUAAAUCAGAAAACACAACAAGUUCAAGUGAAGUGUGGUUUGAUGAUGUGGAUCCAGAAGACCUUGAGGAAAUUACUGGGAAAAAAACAAAGUCAAAGACAACAAUUGGAGAUCCACAUGAUAUGCUAGUAACUGGCAGUCUGGAAGGGAUAACAAAAAGGAUUGCACUGGACUGUGAAAUGGUUGGAGUUGGGUCUGAUGCUAAGAGGCACAUGUUGGCACGAGUAUCCAUCGUUAACUCACAUGGUCGCGUGGUCUAUGACUCGUUCGUGGCACCACAGGAGAAAGUGGUUGAUUACCGCACUCACGUCAGUGGAAUUAGACCUGAAAAUUUAAAAAAUGCUCCAGAAUUCAAGACAGUUCAACUUGAAGUUUCAAGAAUACUUAAAGAGAAAAUCCUUGUUGGACAUUCCUUGAAGAAUGACCUUGAGGUACUGCUACUUGAUCAUCCAUGGAAAAAUAUACGAGAUACUGCCAAGUAUAAACCAUUCCAAAAACUAGUUAAGACUAAAACCCCUUCACUAAGAAAACUUGCCAAGCAGUUAUUGAAUAUCAGCAUUCAAGAAGGAGAACAUUCUUCUGUACAAGAUGCACAGGUAGCAAUGAAGCUCUACACUUUGCACAGAAAACAGUGGGAAAGACAAUUACAUGAAGCUAAAGUAAAGCCUUCUAAGAAAGCACUUGUAAAUACACUUGUCACUUCAAGUCAUGGUAGAUAACAGAGUUACAAGGCAUGUGAAACAGCAGUGCAUGAUGGGAUUGAUCGCAAAAUGGAAGACACAAUGUUACCAAGUAAAAUGAACAUCAUCAAGGUCAUUUUUCACUGGCAGAGGAAUUGUCUCGGAGAAUUUUUUGUCAGAGAAUUUACAGAGUUUUCCCCCUGGCAUGGUUAUUUUCAUUGAGUAUCAGGCAUCAGAGACUGGUUUUUGGACACAGCAAGGUUUAACAAGAACCUCAGUUAUUCCACUUGGAGGAGCAGGUGUGAAUGAAGCAUUUCAAGUCUCCUAAAGAGAAGUUUAACUGUCCAUUUUACUAUAAGAUAGUCAAGCGAAGGCGAUCAUAAACUAGGGCACCAUCAGCAAUCAAAUUGAACCUCUAUUGUACCAAUUCAAAUUGUUUAUACUUGAAAGAAGGAUUUAAUAUAAUUAUUUUGAGAUAACAAUUCAUGAUAUUAUGCUAUACAAUACAGAACUAAUGCAAUGGUAACAUAGCAAAGUUGAGUCUCAUUGUAUUGUAAACAGUUUGAUUUUGUACUGAAUAGUUUGCAGAGCAGCACAAAUUCAACUCUAAAUUUAAGCACAUGUAGGAAGGUGAAUUGGAACAGAAUUCUACUUAGAAUUUUUAAUUACAUUUAACUGUUUGUAAAUAUCAGGGUAAAGAACAAGUGAGGGUGCUCUGAUAUAAUUUUUUCCUUAAUAUUUACUAGAGUUGCUUGAUUACAAUAUCGUGGUAAAAGAAAACAGCAAAAAGAAAAAAAAGGGGAUAAUGAUGAAAGGCAAUUACUUGGGAAAACAUAAUUUCCUUAGGGGCAGUGCUCACCCCCUAUGAGACAGUUGAUUAAGAAAAUCAAAAAAUGGAACAGGAAACAUUUGCAAGUCAGUUUGAAUUAUAUGUUUAUUAAUUAGGAGUUCAGGUUAAAAAAUCAUCCCUUCAGGUAAUCUACAAUCAAAGAAAUUACAGAAAAGAAUCCUUGAAAAAUUCAGGCUUGGACAGGUUAUUAGUUGGGCACUUGUGGUUGGAAGUAGUGCUUAGCUAGUAUUUGUGCGCCACGGGCUUCUUUUCUGCUUUUUUUUAAUUGAACCUCACAGAUUAAUUCGCAGCUUCAACAUUUUCCAACAAUUUCCUCAAAUGUGAUUGGUGCAUGGGCUGCUUUAUUUUUCAUUUAUCAUUCUGUACAAUUGUAAUCUGACAGUUAGCUGUCAUCGGACAGGCUUCCAAACAAACUUUGAAACUUUUUUUUACUCGUAUCUGACACCUGUCAAUUAGAAAGCACGUAAGAAAAAAAAGCGCAUGUACGCUUUUUAAAAAUAAAAAUGAGAAAAAAAAUGACAAAUGACCGAAUUGAACGGACACGCAUAGACUUACCGGAAGCGUAUUUGUAGUAGGCCUGAAAACUUCGCUCACCGUCUAACAACAAAUAAAUUAUUAGA
Molecule: messenger RNA, 2453 nt
Organism: Pocillopora verrucosa
Lineage: Eukaryota; Metazoa; Cnidaria; Anthozoa; Scleractinia; Pocilloporidae
Biological process (GO): rRNA processing
Cellular component (GO): nucleus
Molecular function (GO): nucleic acid binding; 3'-5' exonuclease activity
Source: RefSeq, a predicted model, not a curated record